Molecule: messenger RNA, 1602 nt
Organism: Hypomesus transpacificus
Lineage: Eukaryota; Metazoa; Chordata; Actinopteri; Osmeriformes; Osmeridae
Gene: vps72a
Product: vacuolar protein sorting 72 homolog a
Exons: 6
Coding region: 107-1213 (368 amino acids)
Biological process (GO): chromatin remodeling; regulation of DNA-templated transcription
Cellular component (GO): nucleus
Molecular function (GO): ATP-dependent H2AZ histone chaperone activity
Source: RefSeq, a predicted model, not a curated record
CGCCAAUCAUGGUCAAAUUCGAAAAAGAAGAAGACCCGGAUCAAGCUAACUUUAGUAGCCAUACCAAACAAACACGUUUCUUCACUAAUAAUUUUAAAAAGCAGUCAUGACUUUAGCAUUUAGCAGAGAACCACGAAAGACAGCGGGCAACCGCAUGUCAAAGUUACUGGAUGCUGAAGAAGAAGAUGACUUCUACAAGACAACAUACGGUGGAUUCAAUGACGAAUCGGGAGACGACGAAUAUCGAGGGGAACAUUCAGACACAGAAGAUGAGGUGGAUAGCGACUUUGACAUCGAUGAGGGCGAUGAGCCUGAUAGUGACCAGGAAGAUGAUGCGCCUCGUAGGAAGAGUCGAGUUGUCACUAAAGCCUAUAAGGAGCCUUUAAAGUUGUCCAAGCCCAAACAGAAGAGACCCUUGGAGGAGGUGAAGAAGACUGAGAGGGCAAAAGUAGAGAGAAGAGUCCCACAGGAGUUUCAGGACUUUGGAGAGACUCGGAAGUCUGUACGCCAGUCUACCAGCGAGCACACACGGAAGACAAACCUGCGGCUGCAGGAAAGGCAAGAUGCCCCUCGACGACGGAGGGGGGCCCACCACGAUCAGCCUCUGACCCAGGAUGAGCUGCUAGCUGAGGCCAAGAUAACUGCCGAACUCAACCUCCGAUCUCUGGAGAACUAUGAGCGUUUGGAGGCCGACAAGAAAAAGCAAGUCCAUAAGAAGAGGCGUUUUGAGGGGCCGACAAUCCGCUACCAUUCGGUCCUCAUGCCUCUGGUGUCCCACUCCAUGUUGAAAGAAGAAAACGUUGACGUAGAAGGGUUGGACCAGGACACCCCACAAGCAGUGACUCCUUUGCCACUCAACCCCACCACGGCUUCCCAACACCACACGGGAGGCCUGUGUUCCCGCACCUACAUCACGCUGAGCGACGAAGAAGCGUUCGAAGUGGCCUUCCCCCCGGCCGCUCGCGUCGCCGUCCAGCCGCCCGUCCAGGAAGUUUGCCCCGUGACUCACAAGGCCGCGCUCUAUCGAGACCCCGUCACCGAUAUCUCCUACGCAAACACGCGAGCUUUUCGCAUUAUUCGCGAAGCUUACCGUAAGUAUGUGGCCGCACACGGCUUCCCCAACUCCUCCGGGGGGAUUUCGGGACUCGACGCGUCCGGUUCAAGGGGGGCACGCCAGAAAAUGGUCGUCAAGCAGAGCACUGGAUCUACAUGAAGGCUUCUGUCCUGCUGUGGUUCUUGGGAGGCAUUUGUCGGUUAUAUAUUGUUUUGUAUUAAUGCUCAAAUACUACUUAAUUAAUACAUCAGCGCCAUGAACUCCAGCGCCAUUAAAUCUAUUUUGGAGAUUCUACUGACAGUUGUGCAGGUCUCGGAAAUGUGUUCUAGUAAGCCUUUUUUUUAAUGGUUUCCAAAUUACAAUUGUUUCUCAAUUAUUCUCAAUGGUCAAUCGUCUUCGAAAGAUAUCGAUCUUCUGUAUUGCAGUUUCAAUUGCAUUAGGGUUUGUGAUACACGUCUUUGUAUAAAUUUGCCUUUAUUACUUUUGUCAGAAUAGUACAUGUUUUGUAAAAUUAUGGUAUUUUUUAAUAAAAACAGCUGUUAACUGUA